GAGUGGAAUUAUCAGGUUUUAUAAAGAUAAGGAUAUAUUUAUAACAGUAUUUUUCGAUUAAUCAGGUAGUACACGGAGUUUAUUUUUUUUUAACACAUAAAGAAUUUUUUCUUUACAUAUCCAAUUUAAAAAGAAGUAUUUGAAAUUAAACAUAAAAAAAAAAUUUAAUUUCGAGAGUGCAAAUUAGGGUCACAUCAUCGGAAAUGUUUCGAGUCUUAGUUUUGAUUUUGCUAUAUGCCAAUACAAUUUUCGGAAACAAAAAUAAUUACAACUAUCAAUGUGCGCAGAACAAUGAUCAAUGUAAUCCUUCCUACCAACAACCAUGCUGUGAGAUAAGAAGUACGUGUGAAAAAAAUAAACUCCAUGAUUUGUUCACAUGUAAAAAGCAAGAAUAUAUAGGAAUGUUUUGCACACGAAAUGAGGAUUGUGAUGAAAUAUUGCAUUCAAAGUGUUCAGAAGAUAACACGUGUAUUUGCAGGUCUAAUACUAUUGAAGUCAACUUUACCAUAUGUGCACCGCUACUGGGUGAAUAUUGUGUGAAUAAUGAAAAGUGUGCACCUGAUAAUUCUAUUUGUAUUCAUAACGAAUGUUGGUGCAGGGCGAAUUAUUCACGUCUGUCUAAUAAUCAAUGCAAGCUAAAAAUACUAGGAGAACCUUGCACUGACGAUAGUAAAUGCGAAGUAGUGAAAUUCGCAAAAUGUUCGGCGUAUGAUAAUAAAUGUAAAUGUACAGCUAAUACCACUGCAUUGAAUUCAACGUUGUGUGCACCACUUUUAGGUGGAUUUUGUGAAACCAAUGAUGAAUGCGUAGUUAUGAAUUCUAUCUGUGUUGAUAAUAAAUGCAAAUGUAAGCCUAACUUACAUCCUGAAUCUAAUGCACGUUGUAAAGAAGUUUUUAUGCGAAUGCCUUGUAAUCGUGAUUCUGAUUGUAAUAAAUUCAUAAAUCAUUCAAGCUGUAUAAAAGCAAAAGUAUGUGCGUGUAUAAUCAAUCAUUAUCCGAUCGACCAGACAGUAUGUGCACCAAUGUACAAUCAAAGUUGUCAAGACCAUGAACCUUGUGCAAUUAAUAACUCUCUUUGCAUUGAUAACAAGUGUCGAUGUAAACAUAAUUAUGUUUAUCAAGAAUUCAAAUGCCAUCCAAUAUAUUUGGAAGAGCCUUGCGUUGUUCACGAAGAUUGUCAUAAAAUAAAAUUUGGAAUUUGUUCAAAAGAUAAAAAAUGUGUUUGUGAUGAAAGACAUACGCAGUUUAAUGAAACAUUGUGUGGGCCAAUUAUAGGUGGAUUUUGUUCAAAAGAUGACGAAUGUAAAAUUUCAAACUCACAAUGUAUUAAUAAUCGAUGCGAAUGUGAAGCUUUUUAUUCACCUUUAUACAAUAAACAAUGUUUACCAACUUUGUUAGGAUGGAAUUGCGAAUAUGAUGACGAUUGUAGAAAUUUAUUCAGUGCAAAGUGUUCAAAAAAUAAAAAAUGUAUUUGUCAAUCGAAUCACGUUCCUUUUAAUAACACAAUGUGUGCUCCAUUACUGGGUGAAUAUUGUAGGAAUGAUGAACAAUGUAUAACAAAUAAUUCUGUUUGUGUCAACCAUGCAUGUCAAUGCAAUCAUGACUUUAUAGAACAAUCAAACAAUGAAUGUAUUGAUGAGUUUUUAGACGUAUUUUGUGAAAAAAAUCAACAUUGCGAAAGGGCACCGAACGCCAAAUGCUCAGAAAAGAGAAAAAAAUGUUUUUGUAACAGUAGUCAUGUAAAACUGAGUGAAAUAGCUUGUGCACCGUUAUUGGGAGAAUUUUGUCGUUACAAUGACACAUGUGGCACGAAUAAAUCGACUUGUAUUAAUAACCAAUGUUCAUGCCAACCUAACUAUGUGCGAGAUUCUAAUUAUAAAUGCUUACCUCUCUUGUUGGGACUUGCGUGUAGAGCAGAUCAUGACUGUAGUAAAAUAAAAUAUGCGAAAUGUUCUGACGACAAUAAGUGCGUUUGCAAAUCGAAUUACCUUCAGUUAACCAAUAACACAUGUGCAGCGCUUAUUGGAGAAUAUUGUGUGGAAAGUAGUGAUUGUCAUCCCAUGUACUCCCGUUGUUUUCGUAGAGUAUGCCGAUGCGCGGAUGGCUUCGUUCGGCAAUCUAAUAACCGAUGUUUAUCAAGUGACCUUAAGAAAUACUGUGAUAAUAAUAACGGCUGUGUUCAUGUGAUGCAUUCAAUAUGCUCGGAGAAUAACGAAUGUGUUUGUAUUGGAAAUCAUAUUGCAUUAAAUGAGACAACGUGUUCACCUUUGUUAAAUGAACCAUGUUUGAACAAUGAAGGAUGUGCAACAUCUAAUGCUGUUUGCGUUGACAAUAAAUGUCAAUGUAAACGUAAUUAUUUACCUCAGUCCGAUAAUUAUUGCAUACCAGAGCGUUUGAAGGGUACCUGCGAUUGUAAUUUGGAUUGUAAGGCUGUAAAACAUGCAAUAUGUUCGAUAAAUAACAAAUGUGUUUGCAAAGAAAAUUAUGUUUCAAUUAAUGAAACAACAUGUGAACUAAUAAAAUACCAUUUCUGUUCGGCAAAAGAACAAUGCUAUACCAAAUCAAAGUAUUGUCGUCAAAAUAACGAUUGUGACGAUUCAGAGCGUAGAUAUUGUUCAGAAAACCAGACAUGUAUCUGUAAACCAACUUACAUAGAAUUGAAUGAAAUUUGUCAACCCAUUAUAGGUGGUUACUGUUCAAAAAAUGAAGAUUGCCUUCCAGAUAAUACUUUUUGUAUUCUUAACGUAUGUCUAUGCAAGUAUAAUUUUAUAGCUCGAUCCAGUGAUGAAUGUAUACCAGUUUCAUUGGGAAUGUCAUGUGAAUCAAAUGCAGACUGUGAUUCAAUAAAAAACGCAAAAUGCUCGAAUGGUAAAAUAUGCGUAUGCAUUGAAAAUAGUAUUUCACUCAAUCAAUUUACGUGCACGGUAAUUAUCGGAGGAUAUUGUUUAAACGAUGGUAAUUGUUAUAUCGAACAUUCAUGUUGUGUAAAUAAUAUGUGUCAAUGCAAACCCGCAUAUUUAUCAGCAUCUGAUGACCAAUGUGUGAAAACAUUAUCGUUACCCGAUUGUUCUGUACGUUCAGAUUGUAGAGAUGCAUUACACAUGGAUUGCUCAAUUAAUAAUAAAUGUGUAUGCAAACCGAAUCACAUCGCAUUUAUUAAUCAAUCGUGUGCACCGGUUUUAGGUGGAUUCUGUUGGUUGGAAGGUCAAUGCGUCACGGAACAUUCUGAUUGUAUAGAUAAUAGUUGUACGUGUAAGCCUGGUUAUGUUCAAGUAUCCGAUAAUUUAUGCGUACAACCCCUGGAUUAUCGGAGACGUUAAUGAAUCUAAAAUAUAAAAAAACCAUCUAUCUACAUUGACUUUGUGAAGAAACGCAAGUCAAAAUUGAUACUAAUAGAGAUGGUGAUUUAGGCAAAUGCAGUUUUAUAUUUUUCAUUCUUAUAGUUUAUUAAUAUUAAUUCAUUAAACUAUCUAACAUAUUGAACUUAUCUAUUAUUAUCUUACAUUUACAUAAUCACUCGAUAAAUGACAUUUUUACAGAUGUAUGCAAUACAUAAAUUGUAGCUGUCUUUUUAAAAUGUGACGAUAACCAUAUUCGAACUAUAAUUUGUACUUUUUUCAUUUUAAAUGCAUAUAAUAAUAAAAUUGUCUAUAUCUAAUCUUAGUAAAGAAGAUAUCUACAAUACCAUUAGUGAAUAAA
Molecule: messenger RNA, 3699 nt
Organism: Microplitis mediator
Lineage: Eukaryota; Metazoa; Arthropoda; Insecta; Hymenoptera; Braconidae
Product: transmembrane cell adhesion receptor mua-3-like
Exons: 13
Coding region: 204-3320 (1038 amino acids)
Source: RefSeq, a predicted model, not a curated record